AACUGACUGUAUAAAAAGCACACAAUGCCUCAGUGUUUGGCAGAAGUGCUACAACAGCAUAGUUCUGUACGUACUGAGUUUGGCUGUAACAAGGGCACCAGUCAGGAAACCUUCAAAGCUAUGGCCAGUCAGGUCCCAGCUGAGAAGUCUGAAAAGUGUCAGUGUGAGACAAGCCGUCCUGAAAGCAUUCUUUACCAGCUCCUUAACAAACAACACCAAAAUGAUACCGAAUGGAUUGACCACUAUUCCUACACUCCUUGCUCCCUACCAAGUGUUGGCUGUCCUUGUGUGGAUAACAGGAGAGUUAUCCUGAAAAAUCCAGAAGUCACUUGCAUGAGAGCUUCUGAAGUGCUCCUGAAGACUAUAACUUUUAUAAGAAAUUUGCCCUCCUUCUGUGAUUUGCCCCAAGAAGAUCAGAUCCUCCUGGUACAGCAGUGCUGGGCCCCUCUCUUUGUUUUGGGUCUGGCACAGGAGAGAGUGGAUUUUGAACUGAAAGAAAUUUCAAGCCCUAGUUUGUUGAAAAAAAUCCUUCUCAAUCAAUCUUUGGCAGCUAGUGAGGAACUGGAGAGCUUCCCACAUGGAGCAUCGUUAGCAGAAGUUCAGAAAGUGAAACAUUUUCUGAAGAAAUUCUGGAACUUGGAUAUGUGCGCAAAGGAAUAUGCUUAUCUUAAGGGGAUUAUUCUCUUUAAUCCAGAAUUGCAUGGCCUCAAAUGUUGUCCCCAUGUGCAAACCCUGCAGCAAGAAGCCCAGCGCACUCUGAUGGAAUUUAUCUCUAUGAUGUAUGACAGGAACCUAAGCAGGUUUUCUUGGGUCCUUGGGUUCCUCACCAGCCUCAGUACUGUUGAUGCAGAUAGUAUUAAAGAACUCUUCUUCAGACCCAUCUUAGGAGAAGUCAUCCUAAAUGAAUUACUUCUAGAAACCCUCUAUCUCAAUUGAGACCUGCCUUAAAAAUAACCUACCCUUUUGUUUUCAUAAAUGACAGCAAAAACACUUUUUUGGAAAGGUGAAAGAGUUUUAUGGUCAAUCAUUAAAGAUAAACAUAAUUCAAAGAUAUAAUUACAUGUAUUUGUGUGAACAUGGUCUAUUUUUUGCAUAAUUAAAAAGUCUUGUAAUCUUUGAAAUAAUAAAAAAGAUGAAUUCAAAUUCAUAAAUCUGUUUCAUAGCUGAUGAGACUUCAUUCUAACAUACA
Messenger RNA from Alligator mississippiensis (American alligator), 1189 nucleotides. Its product is annotated as nuclear receptor subfamily 0 group B member 2. Bases 25 to 936 code for a protein of 303 amino acids. Gene Ontology annotation, biological process: negative regulation of transcription by RNA polymerase II. NCBI's taxonomy places the organism in Eukaryota, Metazoa, Chordata, Crocodylia, Alligatoridae. Gene Ontology annotation, cellular component: nucleus; cytoplasm. The record is from RefSeq and is a predicted model, not a curated record. The transcript has 2 exons. Gene Ontology annotation, molecular function: transcription factor binding; transcription corepressor activity.